This is a messenger RNA of Anarrhichthys ocellatus (wolf-eel), 3980 nucleotides long. RefSeq names its product GDNF family receptor alpha 4a (gene gfra4a). Gene Ontology annotation, cellular component: external side of plasma membrane; signaling receptor complex. Gene Ontology annotation, biological process: nervous system development. The transcript is spliced from 8 exons. Lineage: Eukaryota; Metazoa; Chordata; Actinopteri; Perciformes; Anarhichadidae. Bases 811 to 2133 code for a protein of 440 amino acids. The record is from RefSeq and is a predicted model, not a curated record. Gene Ontology annotation, molecular function: signaling receptor activity.
UGCUGCUGCUGCUGCUGCUGCUGCUGCUGCUGUAGGGCCCCUCAAAUAUUUUCUCAACUUCCUCCAAAUCAAUGAUUCUCAUGCAAGUCGACUGUGGUAGUUUCUCUUUUUUAGGGGGAAUAACCUACUUUCCGAGAAGUGUGGAUACGGUCCACCCACCCUAUGCACCAUUGUACGCAGGUUUAUUGUUUCCAUUUUAUGGCAGUAUGAAAUAGGCUAUCGAUUUAACUUGUCCUAUUUCAACUUUGGCCAAGAUUGGAUUUUUAAACGAGCUGGGCUGGGCAUCUCCGGCCGGACCCGCCUGGGAGCAGAGGAGUACAGCACUGUGUGACUCGCAGGUCGGAGUGCGCAAAGCUACGCGCCCCUGUGAUUCAUCCGCAGUUUCCAGACGGUGCGCAGGUGGAGGCGAAGAGGAGAGAGGAAGCAGCCGCUCGGGACGGACAGAUGAAACGGCCAGGGAUGUUCAAUACGCGCCAGAUUUAUUCCACCUAAGGAACAAACUGUUUUUAUUUUUUUGUAUUUCUCCACCCCUCUGGUGUUGCAUUGAUUUGGCGCCACUGACUCUAUUUGGCGCAGCUGAAACCCGUUUUUCCUCCAUGACAAAAGUUUGACUGUUAAAAAAUGAUGCUCUGCUGCGCUCCUGUUGUUUCAUGCGCUGCUGUGGAUUCCGGCGUCAGCGUAAGUGACCAGUCAUCACUUGAGAAAUAGCUGCGAUUCUUUCGGUCCUCAUUUCGGUGCCAGUUCCAACAAACAGAGGGUUUUUAUCCUCGCGCAUCAUCGCUCGCCCGGGAUUUGCAUCCAUUUGAAUUUAUGUCGCACUCCAUAAUGGACUUCCUCGGACUGUACUUCUUACAGCUGGCUCUGAUCGGAGUCCCACGCAUGGCUCUCUCUGCAGGCGGGAGGGACUGCCUGCGUGCGGGAGACACCUGCUCCAGCGACGACACCUGCAGCCCGCGACUGCGCACCCUCAGGCAGUGUGUGGCGGGGGACGGCAGCGUGAAGCUGGGGCCCGGGGCCCGGAACCAGUGUGAGACUGCCAUGACGGCGCUGCUGUCCACUCCUCUCCACGGCUGCCAGUGUAAACGAGGCAUGAAGAAGGAGAAGAACUGCCUGAGCAUCUACUGGAGUCUGCAUCAGUCCGUGCUGCACGGACUCAGUCUGGUGGAGGACUUCCCGUAUGAACCAGAGGAGAGGGGCUCUGACUACGUGCGUCUGGCCUCCAUUGCUGCAGAGUCUGAAGUAACAACGGUGAACCGCUGCCUGGAUGCCGCCAAGGCGUGUAACAUAGAUGAGACGUGUCAGAAGCUUCGUACGGAAUACGUCUCGUCUUGCAUCCAGCCGUCGGCCCGCUCAGGUCCAUGUAACCGCCCAAAGUGCAACAAGGCGCUGAGGAAGUUCUUUGACCGCGUCCCCCCUGACUACACCAACGAGCUGCUGUUCUGUCCCUGCACCGACACGGCCUGUUCAGAGCGCCGGCGCCAAACCAUCGUGCCGUCCUGCUCGUACGAAGACAAGGACAAGCCCAACUGCCUGGCCCAGCUGCGGAUCUGCAAAGCAGACUAUGUGUGCAGGUCUCGCUGGGCACAGUUCCAGUAUGAUUGCCAACCUUCGGAGCAGAGCGCCAGUGGCUGCAAGCAGGAGAACUACGGAGCAUGUCUACUUGCGUACACCGGCCUGAUUGGAAGCACAAUAACUCCCAACUACCUCGACAACUCCACAUUCAACGUGGGACCCUGGUGCUCCUGCGCAGCGAGCGGCAACCACAGGGAGCAAUGCUCCGACUUCCUGACUUCCUUCCACGACAACGUCUGCUUGAAGAAUGCCAUCCUGGCCUUCGGGAACGGGUCGGAUGAGAGAACGGGCGCCAGCCAGCCCGGGAUGCCCAGUCCAGCAACCGACAACCAGAGCCCACACCUGGCGACCACCGCCCCGGGCCUCUCCAUGGAAACAGAGCAGAACAUUCUGAGAGCACAGAUACCGACUCAGGUAAACGAGAACGAUAGAUUGUGGGGCGACGAGGGAGACUCCACUCUUCCCUCUCCGGGCCUGUCUGACCGUGGAGCCGAGCCCGUCCACCUGUCCCUGAUGCUGGGCCUCGGUUGGCUGCUCCUGCUGCUGCUCUCCGACCAAUAAGAGGCCUCGCUCACCGGGCCUCCAUGGACCAAACGCCAAACCUGGUGGAUGGGCGGGGGGGGGUUGGUGUGUGUGAGAGAGAGAGAGAGAGAGAGAGCCAUUUCUAUGUGUCAAAGGACGGUGGGGGAAAAGGGUCAACUCUGUCCUGCCCCGCUCCAUCUGUCACAAAAAAAAAAAAACGAGGAAAAAAAAAAAAAAACCACACUUAAUCUUUUUGUGAAUCAUGACUCAGAGCAGAUGUGUUGUUUAGGCCACGCCCCUCAGGAGACCACAGAGAGGCGGCCGCUACCCAGGAAGUACACACCUCAUUUCUUGCUUCAUGCCUCCCCGAAUACAGACUGCUGUACGACACACAAAUGCAGACUUUGCUCAUCUGAAAACAACGUCCACGCUACAGUGGAGAGGGCCAGAGGGACCAGAGGGUGUACAGUGACGAGACGCUGGUGAGGCAGCGCCAGAGAACUCUACACAAUAUAUAUAUAUAUAUAUAAAGUUAAAAAAAUACACUACAUUUCGUUUUGGUCCCUGAACAUUCCUUGGUGUAAAAGAAAACUAUUAAAUGUUAAGACCUUAGUCUCAGAUGAACUGUGAUGAAGUGUUCCAUGAGAUUUAAGGUGGACGUGUGUGUUCGUCUGCUCAUUCAGCUUUGCUCUCGUUCUCUUGUUGUCACACUUUUAUUACAGAUGAUUUGUUACCCAGAAAGCACAUAAUAUAUAUCUCACUAAUCACGAUGAAGUUUUUUGACUGUUGUGUCUUAAGUGGCAGGAUGAAAAGUUAAUAAAGAAUAUAUAUAUAUAUAUAGAAAGAAUUAAGUUGUUAAUUGACAUUCAAAUAAGAUUAAGAAAAUCUCCCAAAGUCUGUAAAAGUGUUUUAUUUUGUCAAACAAGGACCUACAUUACUUAUUAGCCUUCAAGAAUUGUAAUUCAUAUUAAUUUUAAAGCUAGAAAUAAGUUGAAGUAUUCAUGCAUUAAGCCACGUGUGAGGGCCUGACAGACGUUUGAGUUUGUUCCUCUUCAGAAAUGUAAAAAAAAAAGAUGAAAUUGUGUGGAUUUUUGGUGAUGCGACAAGAGAUGGAAACAAGUUUAUAUUUUUUAACUAUGUGGACUUUGCCGCAGAGAAAACAGAUACCGAUCGACAGGUUUGUGACACAUCACGCUGGGCCGGUGAGAGAACAGACGGCGUGGGCUUUGAUGCAUGAACGAAUGCGUCGCUCUCUGGAAAAACAAACUUGUGCGAUGAAAGUGGUGACCCAUGCCGGCCCCGCUACUGGCUGGGACUCUUUCCUCAACGUGGGACGGAUUUACAAUAUGUACUGUGGAGAAGACCGAGGUCGGUUCGGCACAAAACAAGGAAAUGUGUCGUCUUCAAUACUGCCGUUGAAUUCAGUUCUCUGAAGAAACACCUAUUUGUUCCACUGCGUUAAUAAAUGACACAACAUAUGCUGAUAUUAACACGGAGACAGAACGUGUUGCCCCGAGCCACAAGCAGACCUGAUGAAAAUGACACAUUCUAGUUCAAGUUGGACCUUAAAAAACCUCACGAUAUGAGCUCAUGAUGUUGUCAUAACAGCUCAAUACUUGUUGGAUUUUGCCUGCCAAGUUCCACCCGAAGGAAAAAAACCUGUUAAUUCUUCCUCACUGAUGUCCAUGUAGUUUGUAAGGAUCUGAAAAACAAUUCAACACAAACGGGCAGUUCACUCAAAUCACAGCUAUGUCCUCACCCACCCUCAGAGGUGCUGGUGAGACUUGCAGAUAUGUUUGGUUUUAUUUGCCCAGGUUUUGAGAUACUCUACUCUUACAUUGCUGCUGCCAUUCAAAUACAAUAAAGAUCAUUACAUCUUCUCUUAA